Sphenostylis stenocarpa is the source of this 666-nucleotide messenger RNA. Lineage: Eukaryota; Viridiplantae; Streptophyta; Magnoliopsida; Fabales; Fabaceae. The record is from the annotation of a GenBank genome assembly.
AUGUUCUCAACUGUGUCUUGUCUUCUCCUUUUCUUCUGUCUCUUAGGAUCUGCUCAAGCUUACAAGAAUUACACAGUUGGAGACGCUUUAGGCUGGUUUGACAACACUGAGAAGUCCAAUGUCAAUUACCAGAAGUGGGCUGACACUAAAGAAUUCACCUUAGGAGAUUUCCUUAUUUUCAACACAGAUACUAACCACUCUGUGGUUGAGACAUACAAUUUUACCACAUACAAAGAAUGUGAUUAUGAUGAUGCACAAGACAAAGACACAAUCCAAUGGUCAGCAUCUGAUCCAUCCAACACCCAAACACGUCCUGUGACAGUGGCAGUUCCUUUGAUGAAGGAGGGCAUGACAUACUUCUUUUCUGGUGAUUAUGAUGGUGAUCAGUGCAGGAGUGGACAACAUUUCAAAAUAAAUGUGACCUAUGGACAAGGGUUGCCCAAAAGUCUCAAAAGCCCAGAAGAUGCCCCAUCUCCUGCUAGUGCUGUUGCUGGAGAUGAUGAUUCAGCACCAGAUACUAUUGUCCCUUCCAAUUUCAACCAUCCCAAAGAAGAACAAAAUGAAGAUGACAAAGCAAGUGACAAACAAGACUCUAGCUCUGUUUCAAUCUCAAAGUAUGCACAACUUCACAUUGUGCUAUUAGGGCCCCUUCUUUUCUUUUUUUAA